This is a messenger RNA of Enhydra lutris kenyoni (northern sea otter), 1980 nucleotides long. RefSeq names its product low affinity sodium-glucose cotransporter-like. Lineage: Eukaryota; Metazoa; Chordata; Mammalia; Carnivora; Mustelidae. The record is from RefSeq and is a predicted model, not a curated record. Gene Ontology annotation, molecular function: D-glucose:sodium symporter activity. Gene Ontology annotation, biological process: sodium ion transport; transmembrane transport. Gene Ontology annotation, cellular component: plasma membrane.
AUGGCCAGCACAUUAAGCCCCAGCACUGUGACUGGGACCCUGGGUCCGCCUGAGAUGUCAGAGCACAUCCAAAAUGCUGCUGACAUCUCUGUCAUUGUCAUCUAUUUCAUGGUGGUGAUGGCUGUCGGGCUUUGGGCGAUGCUGAAGACCAACCGGGGCACCGUUGGAGGUUUCUUCUUGGCUGGUGGAGAUAUAGCCUGGUGGCCGAUGGGGGCCUCUCUCUUCGCUAGUAACAUUGGCAGUGGCCACUUUGUGGGGCUGGCUGGGACAGGAGCGGCUUCAGGAAUUGCCACUGCAGCAUUUGAAUGGAAUGCUUUGCUGUUGUUGCUGGUUCUAGCUUGGGUCUUUGUCCCUAUAUACAUUAAGGCAGAUGUGAUGACUAUGCCAGAAUAUCUGAGGAAGAGGUUUGGUGGGAAGCGACUACAGAUAUAUCUCUCUGUCCUCUCCCUCUUCAUCUCUGUGGCUUUGAGAAUCUCAUCAGAUAUAUUUUCCGGAGCCAUAUUCAUCAAGCUGGCCUUGGGAUUGGACCUUUACCUGGCGAUCUUCAUCCUCUUGGCUGUCACCGCUAUUUACACAAUCACCGGGGGGUUGGCCUCAGUUAUCUACACAGACACCCUCCAGACCAUCAUCAUGCUGAUAGGUUCUUUUAUUCUCAUGGGGUAUGCAUUUACCGAAGUGGGAGGCUAUGAGAGUUUUACAGAAAAGUACAUGAAUGCCAUCCCAACCAUAGUUGAGGGGGACAACCUGACGAUCAGCUCCAAGUGCUACACUCCUCAGGCUGACUCCUUCCACAUUUUCCAAAAUGCUGUCACAGGGGAUCUUCCUUGGCCAGGAACAAUAUUUGGAAUGACCAUAGUAGCUCUAUGGUACUGGUGCACAGAUCAGGUAAUUGUGCAGCGCUGCCUAUCAGGUAAGAACAUGUCUCAUGUGAAAGCCGCCUGCAUCAUAUGUGGGUACCUGAAACUGCUGCCCAUGUUCCUCAUGGUGAUGCCAGGAAUGAUCAGCUGCAUCUUAUACACAGAGAAAGUGGCCUGUGUUGUGCCUUCUGAAUGUGUGAAACACUGUGGCGUUGAAGUUGGCUGCAGUAACUAUGCCUACCCAAUGAUGGUGCUGGAACUGAUGCCUGAUGGACUGCGAGGUCUGAUGAUGUCAGUCAUGUUGUCCUCUCUCAUGAGCUCCCUGACCUCCAUCUUCCACAGUGCCAGCACCCUCUUUACCAUGGACCUCUACACCAAGAUUAGGAAACAGGCAUCAGAGAAGGAGCUUCUUAUAGCAGGACGGCUAUUUAUCAUUCUAUUAAUUGUCAUCAGCAUUUUGUGGGUCCCAUUAGUGCAGGUAUCUCAAAAUGGACAACUGUUCCAUUAUAUAGAAGCAAUUUCUAGCUUCGGGCCUCCUGUUGCAGCUGUCUUCCUGCUUGCCAUCUUCUGUAAAAGAGUUAAUGAACAAGGGGCCUUCUGGGGUCUAGUCACUGGACUUGUGAUUGGUCUCAUUCACAUGAUUGCAGAAUUUGUCUAUGGAACAAGUAGUUGCUUGGCUACCAGUGACUGUCCCAAAGUCAUCUGUGAAGUGCACUAUCUGUACUUUGCCAUCAUUCUCUUUUUUGUUUCUGUGCUGGUCAUCCUGGGAAUUUCCCUGCUAACAAAACCCAUUCCUGAUGUACAUCUGUAUCGCCUGUGCUGGGCUCUUCAGAACAGUACAGAGGAACGAAUUGAUUUAGAUCCAAAAGAAAUAAGACAUGAAGAAGCUGAUGGUGAUGUUGAUGAAUAUAAUCCUGAGGAACCCCGUGGAUGCCUCAGGAAAGCUUUUGACUUAUUCUGUGGUUUGCAGAAGACAGGCCACAAACUGAGCAAAGAGGAGGAAGAAGCCCAGAAAAAGAAGCUGAGAGACACAGCUGAGAAGCCUUUAUGGAGAACUAUAGUGAAUGUCAAUGCCAUUCUCCUCCUGGCAGUGGCUGUCUUUGUCCAUGGCUAUUUUGCCUGA